Messenger RNA from Phytomonas sp. Hart1, 1008 nucleotides. NCBI's taxonomy places the organism in Eukaryota, Euglenozoa, Kinetoplastea, Trypanosomatida, Trypanosomatidae. The record is from the annotation of a GenBank genome assembly.
AUGUUCAGUGGGUUUCCGACGAUCACCCUGGCCUCCCCUCCCGCCGCGAUCGACCUCGAGUACGAGGCGAAGGACGCGAAUGGCUGCGUGAACGCGGUGGGCUUCCCCCCGGUGGAGGGGAUUCGGCUCUGCUAUCCCGCGCUUUGCCAUCUUUUGCACCUGUCGAAGUCGGCGUCGAAAAACCGCGCGGUGUUUGGGCGGCUGUGCGGCCUCCAGCUCGGGAGCGAGGUCACCCUGACGGACGUCCGCGCGAACCCGCCGAAAAAGCCCUCCCCGCAGGACUACGAAACCCCCGAGGAGCGCCACCGCCGCCAAGAGCAGGAGCGCAAAGACGCCGAGGGGGUGUUUAACGCCCUGAAUAAAAUGUUCGAGGAGGAGAUGCUCGACGCCUACCAGGUCGGGUGCUUUGUGAUUAGCAACGCCACCUACAACCCCUAUUCCCCGAUCUUGUUAAACCAGCUCGUGCAGCUCCACAAGUCGAGCCAGCCCGCGGUGAUGUUGAGCUACGACCCCUUCCGGACGGCGCUGUUUGGCCGGCCCUAUUUGCGCGGCUUCGCCCUCACGGAGGCGUACUUCCAAUACGAGCAAAUGAUGGAGGUGAAAGGCGUCCUCAAGGCCCGCGUCGUGCGCGAGACGCGGCUGACCACCCACGGCGUCGUGCGGGAGAUCCCGGUCCAGAUCGAGGUCGACCCUUAUCACGUGCUCGGCAUGGCGGAGCUGCGGGUCGAGGCCGCGCCGAAUUCCUUCUUGGCCAUCCAAAGCCCCGUCAUCGAGGACUACGUCGAGGCUUUGGUGAACUCGAUGAGCUCGAACGCGAGCGCCCUGGCCACCGGGCUCGAUCGCGAGCAACGAUUGCAGGGAAAGGAGCCCGGCGGCGGGGGGCAUGGGGCCCUCGCGCAAAGCCCCGAAACCCUUCUCGCGCUUCAGCACCUUCGCGAGCAGGCCGAGCACAUCGAGGGGAUUUGUAAUAGCAUUUUAAUGAACGCCUCGCUUUUGCGCGAUUUGUAA